UUGUCAUUGCCAAUAGCAACAACAUCUCUCUGGAAAAUCAGUGUUGAAAAUAUUACAGGGAAACGUGUCAAAAAUAUUCUAAAGGCCUAGUUGGAAGUGCACAAAAACACAAUGAGUCAAAGACAAGUACUACAAGUAUUUGAACAAUACCAGAAAAGUAGGACACAGUUUGUGCAGACUGUGGCUGAAUUGGCAUCACGUCCACAAAACAUUGAAACUCUUCAAAAUGCUGGUGUCAUGUCAUUACUUCGGCCAUUAUUGUUGGACAUCGUUCCCACAAUCCAGCAGACAGCUGCACUAGCACUAGGUCGACUCGCCAACUACAAUGAUGACCUGGCUGAAGCGGUCGUCAAGGGAGACAUAUUGCCACAACUGGUGUAUUCGCUUGCUGAACAGAACCGGUUUUACAAGAAAGCAGCUGCCUUUGUACUUCGAGCAGUGGCCAAACAUUCUCCCCAGCUGGCUCAGUCUGUGGUGGAUUGUGGUGCACUUGAUGCCCUUGUUAUUUGCUUGGAAGAAUUUGAUCCUGGUGUAAAAGAAUCGGCAGCAUGGGCAUUAGGUUAUAUCGCCAGACACAAUGCAGAGUUGGCCCAGGCUGUGGUGGAUGCAGGGGCAGUUCCACUUCUUGUGCUCUGCAUCCAGGAGCCGGAACUGUCCUUGAAGAGAAUCUCGGCCUCAGCACUGAGCGAUAUCUGUAAGCACUCGCCGGAACUCGCCCAGACCGUGGUUGAUGCUGGGGCCAUAGCUCACCUAGCACAGAUGAUACUUAACCCAGAUGCCAAGCUGAAGCGACAAGUGUUUUCAGCUCUGAGCCAGAUUGCCAAACACUCGGUGGAUCUAGCGGAGAUGGUUGUGGAGGCAGAAAUCUUCCCGGCUGUACUUACGUGUCUGAAAGACCCUGACGAAUACGUUAAGAAGAACGUGGCCACACUGAUCAGAGAAAUAGCAAAACACACACCAGAGCUUGCUCAGCUGAUCGUGAAUGCUGGUGGGGUGGCUGCGGUUGUCGACUACGUUGGAGAAUCAAAGGGAACCGUUCGACUACCGGGCAUCAUGAUGCUAGGAUAUGUGGCAGCUCAUUCGGAAAAUCUGGCCAUGGCUGUUAUCGUGUCAAAGGGAGUAGUUCAGCUGGCGAUCGCGCUGUCGGAGGAGCAGGAGGACCACAUCCAGGCAGCGGCGGCCUGGGCGCUCGGUCAGAUUGGUCGACACACGCCCGAACACUCGAAGGCCGUUGCUGUCGCCAACGUCCUGCCCAAACUACUGCAGUGCUACUUGAGAGCCGAUGUGUCCGAGGACUUACAGACAAAGAGCAAGAAAGCUUUGAAGAACAUCCUACAGAAGUGUGUGCACCUGCCGGCCCUGGAGCCGCUGUUACACGACGCCCCGCCCAACAUCCUGAAGCACGUGGUCGGUCAGUUUAGCAAGGUGUUGCCGCAUGACUCGAAGGCCAGGCGAUUGUUUGUCACCAGUGGGGGGCUCAAGAAGAUACAGGAGAUCAAGGCAGAGGCCGGAUCAGCCCUUGCAGAAUAUAUCAACACAAUCAACAACUGCUACCCAGAGGAAAUCGUAAAAUACUAUUCACCUGGAUAUUCUGAUGCCCUGCUGGAAAGAGUGGAACAAUAUUCCCCACAACAGUUAACCAAUUGACAUAUUAUGUGAUGAAAACAAAAUAAACACUGACAGAUGUCUGAUUCUAUACAUUUUACCACAUCCAUAAAAAAACACACAAAAAAACAUACAGUGAAGAACUUAAAAUGAUCGUGCGGCUAUGUCUAAAGAGUGGGCCAGAUAAUAAAGAUGUUUUAUGUUAUGUGUAAUGAACUCAGGACCCAACCAUUAUUUUUUUAGCGUUAGUAUGAGUUACUGAUGAGUUAUUAACAUUAUGAGUUUUUAUAUUGCUGGGAUGAAAAGUUUCAUUUUUAUUUCGUUUUUCUUCUAUAACUGCAGUACAUAAUUUAAAAUUUUAUAUUUAUUAUAUGCACUGAAUUUAUAUUCUUUGUGAGUCUUGGUGCCUGUAAUGAAGAUGUUUUAAUGUUCUGAAGCUAGUGUAACAGGAUUGUUUGCCAUUUUGUUUUAAUACUACAUACAGGCUCCAAGACUUUAUCAUGUAUCAUAAAAAUGUCUGAAAUUGGCUUAUAUUGUACUCCAAAUGAAAGGAUUAUAUUUUUUAUCCUAAGCAUAAUGUAAUCAUUUUGCUUUUUAAAUAUUAAUUAAUUUUCAUUUGGUUACUUGUUGUGACAUAAAUUUUAUUAAAACUGAUAUUGUAUUUUAAAGAGAAAAUAAAUAAUAGUUUUUGUAUAUAUUAAUUUGAUGGUUGACAGAUUUUCUUAUGUCCCAGUUCCUAAUCUUUAAAAAACAGUUGACGCUUUGGAUAAAUACUAGUAAAUGUUUCCAUUUGAGGGUAUUUGGCCUAGCAGAGAGGUAUUUGCUUAGCCUUAUGUACAAUAUAUAUAAUAUCAAUAGAUAAAGUUUAAAUAGAAAAUAUUUCACUUUUGUAUAUAAUUUCAAUACAUCAAUUUCCCUGGCCACAUGAUCAAUCUGAUUAAAAUUAACUCUACUGGUC
Gigantopelta aegis is the source of this 2563-nucleotide messenger RNA. RefSeq names its product sperm-associated antigen 6. The record is from RefSeq and is a predicted model, not a curated record. Gene Ontology annotation, molecular function: microtubule binding. The transcript has 9 exons. Gene Ontology annotation, biological process: cilium movement. Gene Ontology annotation, cellular component: microtubule cytoskeleton. Bases 112 to 1647 code for a protein of 511 amino acids. Lineage: Eukaryota; Metazoa; Mollusca; Gastropoda; Neomphalida; Peltospiridae.